GAUCAGUCGCAGUAAGAUAUCCCAGCUCACGAACACUCCCAAAAAAAAAAAAAAAAAAAAAGAGGAUCGAUCACCAUCUAAAGUCUAAAAGAUUAAUCGGGUCGAAACAGUUGCGGUUUCUAUAAUGGCCUCUCCAGGUGCCGGCAUCGCCCACACGGGUUCGAAAUACAGAGACCCACCGCGGAACAGUGAUGUCCAGGUUGCCAUCUUCUGUGCCCUUGCAGUAGAAGCCGAUGCCAUUGUUGCUCUGUUAGACCACUGCUGGGACGUAAACGAUUACCGGAUCACCGAAGAUCCGAUGUCCUAUACCAUAGGCCUCAUGGGCGAGCGCCUUGUCGUGGUUGUGCACAUACCGGGCCCAGGAAAAAUCGAGGCGGCAAGUGCAGCAACACACUGCCGAAGAAGCUUCCCGAGUAUAGUGCUGGCCAUAGUAUCUGGGGUGUGCGGCGGUGUCCCCUGUGCGGCAGGUAGAGAAAUCAUCCUCGGCGACGUUCUUAUAAGUGAAAAAGUUGUACAGCACGAUUUUGGAUCGCGGACCUCCAAGAACUUUAUGCGGAAGGAAUCCCUUGGAAGAGUUGAUACAGCCACCGGUAGUCUACUAGCCAAGCUAAAAACCCAACGCGCUGGGGAAGGAUUUCGACGCAAGGUGGAUGCAAUUAUACGCAAAAAAAGUCUGGCAAUCCCGUACCCCGGUGUUCAGCAUGACGUGUUGUUCGAAGCAUCCUACGAACAUGGUGAUAACAAAAACUUGACAUGCAAUGAACGCGGAUGCAAUGGGCCUCUGGUGCGACGAAAGCGCCUGCAGCAUGGUAGCGUUGAGUUCCUGAUACACAUAGGCACAAUCGCUUCAGGUGACACGGUGCUAAGGUCUGGCAAACAUCGAGAUGAUAUGGCUGAGAAGGAUGGCAUAAUAGGGUUCGAGAUGGAAGGCGCAGGAAUAUGGUCCGAAUUCCGGAGUAUAGUAAUAAUCAAGGGCGUUUCCGAUUACGCUGAUAGCCACAAGACAAAGACGUGGCAGCAGUACGCGGCUUCUAGAUCGGCAGCGGCUACGAAAGCGUUCCUGCACUCUUACCCGAACCCCACAGCCUCUUUGGAGCCACGACUGCCCCUCAUGCCGAGUGCUGUGUCUACGCCACAGCCUGUCUCGCAACACAACUCUGGUUCCGCAAGUAAAGAUUCCAAGAAAACUUGCACUAGAAGUUGCAACAACACCUGGUGCGGGCAAUAUACUCGAGCUGGACGAAAGAAUAAUUAUUGCAUUCGGUGCGGGUAUUACGGGCAUGAACUUUUUAGUUGCCGUGUCCCUCAGUUUAAAGUCAAAGAAGAGCAGAAAAGGAGACAUCGCGACGGUGACUGUUAUCGCUGUGGAUUGGGGGGCCAUUGGGUAGAUAAAUGUCCGUACGAUGACUAGUACAGGCUACAAAUGCAUCGCAUGUCCGGAAGACGCAUAUGUUAUAUUCCAAUUUUUCUAGGCGGUGGGAUUUCAGUGGCUCCCGAGGGUAUGCUGGGCAGGCGAUGGGACGCCGCUAUAGUUGGGUAUAAAUCAAUGUAUACAUAGGGUAGCGAUUCUUUACAAGUUACACACUCC
Messenger RNA from Pyricularia oryzae 70-15, 1588 nucleotides. Its product is annotated as pfs and NB-ARC domain-containing protein. The record is from RefSeq and is a predicted model, not a curated record. NCBI's taxonomy places the organism in Eukaryota, Fungi, Ascomycota, Sordariomycetes, Magnaporthales, Pyriculariaceae. Bases 125 to 1411 code for a protein of 428 amino acids. Gene Ontology annotation, biological process: nucleoside metabolic process. Gene Ontology annotation, molecular function: zinc ion binding; catalytic activity; nucleic acid binding. The transcript has 4 exons.